CCGCAACCGGGUGAGCUCGCGGUUCUACUCGGGGCGGGUGGUGGGACUGUGCUCCGUCCUUAGCGGGUCCUCGUCCAGUGUCUCUGGCUCACUGAGAGACAGCGGAGCGCCGCAGCAUGAGCGACUCCGCAGGAGAACGCGCUCGCCUCCGGCGCUACCCCGAGCUCCCGGUGUGGGUGGUGGAGGAUCAUCAGGAGGUUCUGCCUUUUAUAUACCGAGCCAUCGGUUCAAAACACCUUCCUGACAGCAAUGUAAGUUUUAUGCAUUUUGACUCACAUCCAGACCUCCUUAUUCCUGUGAAUAUGCCAGCUGACACUGUGUUUGACAAGGAAACUCUUUUCAGAGAGUUAAGUAUUGAGAAUUGGAUCAUGCCUGCAGUUUAUGCCGGCCAUUUUUCUCACGUGCUAUGGCUUCAUCCCACGUGGGCUCAGCAAAUCAGAGAGGGCAGGCAUCGCUUCUCAGUGGGCAAGGACACGUCCACCACCACCAUCAGGGUUACAAGUACAGAUCAUUACUUCCUAAGUGACGGUCUUUAUGUAACUGAAGACCAGCUAGAGAAUCAAAAACCUUUACAGUUGGAUGUAAUUCUGGUAAAGCCAUAUAAACUCUGUAACAGUCAAGAAGAAAACGAUGCAGUGUCUUCUGCUAAGAAACCAAAGCUAGCACUGGAGGACAAAGAAAGCACUGCCUCCACUAACUGUAACUCUUAUUCGGAAGGAUUGGAGAAGGACACGGUGACACCGAGAAAGGUCCAGACUGGCCUAGAACCUUCGUGUUCAUGUUCUCCUGAAAGCCAAGAAUGCCAGACUGCAGUCCGCACGGGAGAGAUCCUGGAAGUUUUGAAGAAAGGGGAUGCAUUUGUUUUAGAUAUUGACUUAGAUUUCUUUUCAGUCAAGAACCCCUUCAAAGAAAUAUUCACACAGGAGGAAUACAAAAUCUUACAAGAGCUCUACCAAUUUAAAAAGCCUGACACCAACCCGACAGAGGAAGAUUUGGUAGAUUGUGUCGAUACUCGAAUUCACCAGUUAGAAGAUUUAGAAGCCGCUUUUGCUGAUUUGUGUGAUGGUGAUGAUGAGGAAACUGUACAGAAAUGGGCUUCGAACCCUGGAAUGGGAUCACUAGUUCCACUCGUACAGAGUUUGAAAAAGCGGAUGGACAUGCCAGACUAUGAAAUGGUUCACCAGGCUGGUCUAACCUGUGACUAUUCAGAACUUCCUCACCACGUCAGCACAGAACAAGAGAUUGAGUAUCUCAUUCAGUCUGUAUAUUAUUUACUGAAAAGUUUACCAAAGCCUACUCUUGUGACAAUUGCAAGGUCAAGUCUGGAUGAUUACUGUCCUUCUGAGCAAGUUGACAGCAUUCAGGAAAAAGUCCUCAGUGCGCUGCGCUCCCUCUACGGGGCUCUCGACGUCCACCUGGUGUAUUCGGCAGAGUCGUCUCCGUCUUGAAGCAGCCGAACACGAGGCUCCUGCUACAUCUCGACGUAGUGACAGGGUUUUCAUCAGCUUCCUUGUAAACGUGUCUUCCGGAGGGCGCUUUGUUUUCUAGUAACGUUGACUGAACAUCUCCCGGGUGUUGUCAGUUGCUGAAUGGUGGCGGCUUUGUGGGCACCGGGUCUGCCCCUGCUGCUUACCUCUCUCUCCUUCUGUAAUUGUCUGUCUUCACUUUUGUGAGGGUGUUUUUUUGUUUGUUCGUGCUAUUACAGAUGUCCCUUUUUUUUCCCUUUGAGGGUGGGUUCCCCCCCCAUUCUCAUUUUUCUCCUAGGUCAGUUGGACUGUAUGAGAUUCGUUCAUUCAUUUCACUCACUCAGCUAACCGACCUUCAUUGAGCACUUACGUGCGCCAGGCAUCACUACACGCUGGGUGUACAGUAAUGGACGGAACAGAUGGGGCCCCCGCCCUCUGGAGGGACAGCCAAGAACAAGUCACAGACUGUAACAAAUUUUAGCGAGGAAAGGGCAACCACAGACGUGUCUUAGGCAUGUUCUAGUCCUCAGGGCACCCUGGCCUUAUGGGAAAGUGACAUUCUCAAAAGCUACUACCUAAUAAUAAUAAUAAUAAUAAAUAAACAAACUUGCCAGCCCAUGAAAAUGUCGCAGGAAGUCUACCUCCCCGAGACUGGUACUAUGUAUGACCCAGCUCUCGCAAACAAUGCUCUCAGCACUGUUGGUAUGAGGUCUGUUUAAGUAAACUCAACCGAACGAGUUAACUCGAGUUUGCCGAUCAAAAAGCCCUUCUGUGCGUUGCACCUCCAUGACGGUCAGGGUGAGCGCUCACUGGCAUUGUAGCUCUGAGGCGCCACUUCGUGGGCAGUCUGGGUAGAUCCUUCUUCCCAAUCAGCCGGCUCUUCGUGUAAAUAGUAGGGAAAAAGUUAAGUCCUCGAUUCUGGCCCACCAUAAAUACCGCCUUUCACCAGCGUCCCCAGGAGUGAGGGACCCUGUCUGAUUGAUUGGCUCUUCAUCACGGAGCUUUGCAUUUGCUUAAUUGGCCAAAGUCACCCUCUCUUUAGUAUUCGUCAUGUUCAGUAAUCAUUUUUAACUGCCUACUUGAUUUAUUUUCCUUUAAAAGGUAAGACAGCAUUUAAAG
Messenger RNA from Phyllostomus discolor (pale spear-nosed bat), 2585 nucleotides. RefSeq names its product chromosome 3 C5orf22 homolog (gene C3H5orf22). The record is from RefSeq and is a predicted model, not a curated record. Bases 117 to 1448 code for a protein of 443 amino acids. NCBI's taxonomy places the organism in Eukaryota, Metazoa, Chordata, Mammalia, Chiroptera, Phyllostomidae. The transcript has 9 exons.